AUGAAUACCGCUGCCUUCUCCUUUACGCCUCUCGAGUGUCUGCUGCUCUACCAGUCCGUCUGCCAGCGUGGCAUUGAUUCCGAAGCUUUUGUCCAGAUCUCGGCCACCCUCCGAAACAAUAGCUACAUUCGCAGCGACAAAAGCUAUAAUGCCGACCGAUUGAGCUCCGAGUCGCUUCAGCAGUUCUUCCUGCAUUUGUUGCGGGAAGAGCUGAAAGUCGAGGAUCAAUACCGGAGCAAUGGGGGCACUUCGCCGGCUUCCGGAUCUGCAGCGAAUUCCGGCGCCGGGAACCUCUCUCCAAACUCCAAGAAGCGCAAGCUGCCCAGUCCAACCCUCUUAGCACUGACCGAUUUGUACCACCAUUUUGAAAUCCUGCCUGUGCUAGGAUUUCGUCUGUACAAUCACUACCGAAGCAGCCUUUGCGAUUCGAUCCACGACGAUGAACGCAAGAUCGGGAAGCUACAGGCCGAUAUCCGGGAUCUCGAAACAGAAGAAGAGAAGGAGAAAGAGAAAGAAGGACGGGAAAGACAAGCGAAAGUGGUCUCCGCAAAUGCUGUGAAGAGUCCGACUGGCACCAACGGGACGACUUCGGCCGCUCCGCUAGCAACAGCACCUCGACUGGCAGAUGGCAAAGCACAGAACGAUGACGUACCGAAGCCACCACCCGCCGCAACGCCCGCCGCGACAAUCCUGCCAGCUGCAGGAACUCAGCAACAGCAGCCCACUCCGCCUGCAAAACCACAAAGUGCUCCUUCAUCGACUACUACACCAGACGCCCAGAAACCUCCGCCUUUAGAGACCUUUCCACUAGCUGCACCACAUACCAUAACGGAGAGUGUUCCCCUUCCAACAGAGAUAUCCCAGACUCGACCAUCACCACCUCAACCCCAUCAAACAACCACACCUACACCAGGGUCGGGACCUGUUGUUCACAUCCCUCAAACUCCACAGCCAAGGCCUUCUUCCAAACAUCCGCCCGCACCUUUACAGCCUCAAGGAACUGCUACACCUUCACCAGCAGGACUUGUUGCUUCUAUCGCACCUGGCCCGGUUAGCAAACCACGCAGCCAAACACCACCGGACGUACAACCAGGAACGGCAGAGAAGGCACCGAUCCCGAUACAGUCGGCACAGGCCCUUACCGCACCACAGAAACCGCUUCCACCCCAACAGCCGGCUCAACAGCCAUCACAAUCGACCGGCCAGGUCAAACUGCCACCCCCAGCUGCGGCGCAAGGUCCAACACAGCCAUCUACGCCUACUCCUCGGGCUGGCUCUGGAUUUCCGAAACCUGUUCCGGCUUCUGCUCCUGCUCCCCUACCCGUGCCACAUGCUGCUCUGCAGCCGCCAACACAAACAGCGACACCACAGAUAUUAGCAGAAGUGCGGACAGAAGCCCCGCGCUAUGUUCUACCCCCUGUGAAGCCAUCACACAUCUUGAUCCAGCCUCAGCCAGACCGACAUGCACAUGCACAGCGCCAAGGUUCUCAUGUAUCUGGUGUGCUCCAAGAGUCUGCCCCACCCGCCACAACCUCUCCAGCUCCCUCAACUUUGACCAAAGGAAUACCUGCUCCACAUACCAACCGAUCAUUACUGCCCCAGCAUGUGCAGACGCCUGGCAGCUCGGUGACGCCGACACCGUCACAGUCACAACCAUCACGCCCCCGUUUGCCCCACACGCCGGGACACGUGUCGUUGGCAGGCUUCCUUCCUCGCGGAAGCGGCACGCGGUGGAAGUCAAACGAGCCUACACCGUCUACGCCUGGACCAGAUGUAGGCGGCAUAGCUAGUCCGGCGUAUGAGCCGCUAAGCCCAGUGAUGGGUUCAAGCAGCCGAUCGAUGGGAGCUGAGUCGACACAACGACACCAUCGACAGCCAAAGAGGCCACAAACAACAGGGAGUCGGCCCCGUGGUCGGCCACCGCGGAAUCCCAAACCGCCGGUAGAUCCAGUGGCCGAAAGUGGGCACACGACACAUCCCAACAUCAAGCACGAGGCCUCUACACCUAGGGCAUUUGACGACAUUGGCGAGACGACGGCGGAGGAGGGCGGUGCGGCGAAUGAGUCUUCGACAGCAUCGCCCAGUGGACUCUCAACGAGGCCGCUCAAGAGAAAGCGCGAAGACUCGGUGGACUUCGCGUCGCCCGACAAGUCGACGCUGUCGUCGCUGAUGCGGCGACGACUACUAGGCCCGGCGGUACCUCCUACGCACGUGCUGUGGAUGAGAGGCUUUCCCAAGAUCAGCGCCUCGGCGUUGGAUCAGAUCAGCAGCCACCGCAAUGCUAACAUGUUCGCGCACAAGAUCCGAGACCGGGACGCGCCGGGCUACGACAGCAUCGUGCGGCACCCGGUGGACCUGAAAAUGGUGCGAAUGGCGAUCAUGCAGGGAAACAAGGCGGCCACAGCGGCGGCUGCAGCGCUGCCAGAGUCGGAGCAGUCUAGCAGUAGCAGCUUGUGGCUGCCGAUUAGCGAGGAGCUGGUGCCCCCGCGCGGCAUCAUCAACAGCAGCCAGUUAGAGUGCGAGCUAGUGCACAUGUUUGCCAACGCGAUCAUGUACAACCCAGAUUCACACCGCGGGCCCGGCCCGACUUUUAUGGAGAGCGAGGCGACGGAAGAGGAGACGGGGACGACCGACGUCAGUGGCAACAGCGCGCGUUACAAGGUGGACGAAGACGGCGUGGUGAACGACACUCGUGGGAUGUACAUUGAGGUGGAGAAGCUUCUUAGCGAGAUGCGCUCGGCCGAGAGGCAGCGUGGCGUGCCGCAGCCGCCGCCUAGUGCUAGGGGGCUCGGUCUGUCCGUGGAUGGAGGAGGUGGGGGAAGACGACUGGAGGUGGGUGCAGACGUCGAGAGGAACGGGGAUGCGGAUGCAGAACCGGACGUGGACGAUGGAGAUGGUGCAGACGCGACGGAGGACGACGAAGCCCACGGCCCCCAGGACGGCGCAGAAGAUGAAGCUGAAGGGUCUGCGGCCGAUGGUGGCGACAGCUCGGGUACGAAGAGACGGCGUCUCGCACAAGGCCUAUAG
Molecule: messenger RNA, 3027 nt
Organism: Grosmannia clavigera kw1407
Lineage: Eukaryota; Fungi; Ascomycota; Sordariomycetes; Ophiostomatales; Ophiostomataceae
Product: hmg-i/hmg-y, DNA-binding protein
Exons: 1
Coding region: 1-3027 (1008 amino acids)
Cellular component (GO): NuA4 histone acetyltransferase complex
Molecular function (GO): protein binding
Source: RefSeq, a predicted model, not a curated record